GAGCGCUUGAGCGUCGCCAUGGCAGCUAGCCUGAGUUGUAUCGUUGUUCAAAUUUCGAUGUUUUGAUCCGACGAUUGUUCGAUUCGGUACUCCGCUCCAAGUCUCGAACAGUUUGGACUGGAUCGCUUCGUCGUCAGAGUACCAUGUUCAUUUACUUGAGCAAGAAGAUCGCCAUUCCAAACAACACGAGGAUCCAGUGUCUUGCGUGGAAUAAGGACCACGGGUACAUCGCUUGCGGUGGAGACAACGGAUUGCUCAAAGUGUUGAAGCUAGAAACAGAAAAAGAUGGCAAAGUUAGAGGACUCGCUGCGCCCAGCAAUCUGUCCAUGAAUCAAACUCUGGAAGGCCAUGGCGGUGUGGUACAGGUUGUGACUUGGAACUCUCAGUUUCAAAAGCUGACGUCCAGCGACCAGAAUGGCCUCAUUAUUGUUUGGAUGCUUUACAAAGGAUCUUGGUACGAAGAGAUGAUCAACAACAGAAAUAAGUCUGUGGUGAGAGGCAUGGCAUGGAGCGCGGACGGUCAGAAAAUCUGCAUUGUUUACGACGACGGUGCCGUGAUUGUCGGAUCCGUUGAUGGUAAUCGUAUCUGGGGCAAAGAACUAAAGAAUCUUCAUCUUUUCCUGGUCGAGUGGUCAGCCGAUGGCAGGUUUCUGCUUUUCGGACUGCAGAAUGGCGAAGUCCAUGUGUUCGAACAAGGAGGGAAUCCUGUGUCCAAGAUAUCUCUACCAAUACUGCAUACCUCGACCGGCACCAAGUUGAUAGGGUUGCACUGGUAUAGCGGUUGCCUGGCCGAGCCUGGCUGCCCCGUGCUCGCAAUAGGCUACGAGAGCGGCAAGGUUCAACUCAUGUGCAGCGAGAGCGAUGACUCCCCACUCAUCCUGGAUACGGACAUGACGGCAACAUGCCUCCAGUGGAAUCACGACGGGACCAUGCUUGCAGUCACUGGAAAGCACUAUGCAGGAGACACUGAAAAAAGGAACAUGGUCAAGUUUUUCAACCCUUACGGCCAACACUUGCACACAUUGCGAGUUCCGGGCAGGGACAUCUCAGCUUGUGCCUGGGAGGGCACUGGCCUCCGCAUCGCCCUGGCCGUCGACUCGUUUAUUUUCUUCGCCAACAUUCGUCCGGACUACAAGUGGUGCUUCCUGGCAAACACGAUCGCAUACUCAUUCAGCAAAGUGGAUCGUGUGGAGAGCACAGUCAUCUUCUGGAACAUCAACAGCAAUGAGAAACAUGUAAAGUAUAUGAAGAACCUUUUGAGGAUGGGCUCUGCAGGAGAACUGUGCGUGAUCGCCACCAAGGAAGAAGGACCAAGUCCUCAGUACACACUGAGCGUCUGCAACUCCAUCGGAACGCCGGUGGACUCCACGACGACGGAAGUGGAGCCGCGCCACCUUUACAUGACGGAGUCCUACGUCCUUGCCGCGUCGGCCGACCAGGUCUUCGUCUGGCGCUUCCAGACGCCGCGGGGAAGAACCGUCCUGGAACUGUCCGCGCAGAGGAGCAAACCCACGUUGGAAAAGGUUUUCCAUGUCAACGACAUGUCCUUGGGAGGAGAGGGCCCUCUCGACCCGGACAAAAUUUACGAGCCGAAAAGAAAACAUCAGCCCAAUUCCGACCCCAUCUGCUGCCUUACGGCGUCGGAGAGGAUGCUUAUUGUUGGAAGAGAAUCUGGGACGUUCCAGCGCUACUCGAUGCCACAUCUGGCAAUGGUGCAAAAAUAUGUCCUCUCCUGCCGGCCCACCAAGAUAGCACUCAACUGCAACUCCAGCCGCAUGUCAGUCAUUGAUAUCACGGGAAACAUGCUACUACACGACCUUGAAGCGAGGUCGUCUCAAGGCGAGCAACUGGCCUUCGAGCGCCGAGAUGUGUGGGACGUCAAGUGGGCAAAGGACAACUCUGAACUUUUCGCACUCAUGGAGAAGACUCGGAUGUAUGUUUUUCGAAAUUUGGACCCAGAGGAGCCGGUGAUGUCGAGCGGGUACAUCUGCACUUUCUCGAACCUCGAGAUCAGGACUGUGUUGCUCGACGAAAUCAUGCAGGACCCCGAAAACCCGAGUCCGGACUUCGUCUGCAACAUGGAGGCAAAGUCCUUGAGAGACUCUCGGGACCUGCUGGCCAAGGUAGGCAUCGAAGAGGCAACACAGUUCAUCGAGGACAACUCUCACCCUCGGCUAUGGCAACUUUUGGCAGAAGCAGCGCUACAGAAGAUGGACUUCCAGACGGCAGAGACUGCUUUUGUCCGCUGCAGAGACUACCAGGGGAUUCAGUUCGUCAAGCACAUUGCCAAUUUGCCGAAUGAGGACAUACGAAAGGCCGAAGUUAAGGCUUACUUCAAGCAGUUCGACGACGCCGAAAAGAUCUACCUAGACAUUGACAGAAGAGACCUGGCGAUCUCAAUGCGCAAGAUGCUGGGAGACUGGUUUCGAGUGGUGCAGCUCCUCAAGACGGGAAACAGCGGGGCCGACGACCGACAACUCGAGGAGGCUUGGAAUGCCAUUGGAGAUUACUACGUCGACAGGCGCAAAUGGGACAGUGCUGUCACUUACUACAAGCAAGGACACAACCACGGCCGCUUGGCCGAAGCCUACUACACCAUAGAGGAUUAUGACAGCCUCGAGAGCCUCAUGAAGAGCCUACCAGAGGGCCAGCCACUUUUGGCUGACAUUGGUUCCAUGUUUGGAUCUGUGGGUAUGUGUAGUCAAGCUGUGGAGGCAUUUAAGAAGUGCAACAAAGUGAAGGCAGCCAUAGACAUCUGCGUCUCUCUGAACGAAUGGAACGACGCCAUCGAACUUGCAAAAGAAUUCAACAUCCGGGAAAUAGACACUGUCCUCGCACGGUACGCGAAGCACCUGCUCGACGAGAAAAAGGUCCUCAGCGCCGUCGAGCUCUAUCGGAAAGCCAACCGCUUCCUCGAUGCCGCUCAGCUCAUGUUCAAGAUUGCAGCAGAAGAGUACAAGAAGAACCACCACACUCCACUCACAAUGAAGAAGAUCUAUGUGCUUGCCGCAACCCUUGUUGAGGAGCACCGCACCCUGGCACGGAGAGCGUCCAGGAGUGUCAGCAGCAUCAAAGCUGCAAACGAAGUGAGCCUUGCACUGGAUGCGCUCAUGUCGGACGACUCGACAAGUUUAAACACGUCGAGGCCUAUGGAUCAGCCUUGGCGUGGCGCAGAGGCGUUUCACUUUUACAUCUUGGCACAGCGUCAGCUCUACGAAGGUUUUAUGGAUGCUGCCAUGAGGACUGCUCUGAACUUGAGGGAUUAUGAAGACAUCCUUGAUGUUUCGGAAAUUUACACUCUCCUCGCGCUCACGAGCUGCGCAAACCGGUCGUUUGGGACCUGCUCCAAGGCCUUUGUGAAGCUGGAGUCGCUGGAAACCCUGAGCCCCGAUCAAAGGCAGGCGUUCGAGAAGCUGGCCGUGGACAUCUUCACAAAGUACUCUCGCAAGGAUGCCAGGGAUGUGAAAAUGGAGUGCCCCAGUUGCGAGUCUGCGGUCACGGAGUGGUCGCUAGCCUGUCCAAGCUGUGGAGGCAAGCUCCCACUCUGCGUGGCCACUGGAAGGAUCCUCGGCGACCCCGACCAGCAGUGGACGUGCUCCUUCUGCAAGCAUGGCGCCGAUAAGCAUGACAUGUUCGCACGCCAUACCUGCCCCCUGUGCCACAGAGCCAAGACGAGCGCAGAGUGAAACUGAAAAUGGGGCGGAACCUUUUGUGCUGUGAGCAAGAGCUCGAGCAUCGAGUUUUGGCGGUUCUUCAGACGGCGGGACAAGCUACAAGUAAGAAGGUUCUAUGAUCUCACACCGUGUCUCCAAGGACAAAGUUGUCUCCGCUCCCCAACAGAUGGUAUCAUUGGACUUUUUUUGUUGUUACUUAUGUACUGGGAGUUUGGCUGGGGCAUGUGCCACCUUUAAAGAUAAUGUCCACAGUUUCGUGGCACCGUAUUGAAAGACGCAAAUGGCUUUGUGUCGAUUAACGCAAAAUAGCAGACGUGCCGUUUGAUUUUUCGAUUGUUCCUGCCAAUUUUUUUUACCGAUUCCUUAUUGUUUUAUCUCUAGUAAUAGAUUUCCACCAGAGUGAUCAUGGAGCACUUUUUAGCAGUGUAGUGAUAUGCAUGCAGCACUUACCUUGUCUAGAGAAAAUUGCAUUGAGCAAACAACUUGCAAAUCUUUUGUUAGUAUUGUUUACCUAUAGUAUCUCAUUUUGAUAGAUCAUAUUGUCGAAUGCAGUAUUUUUUCACUGCUUGAGUUAGUUCGGCUGCUUCAUCGCAGACGCCAAAGAAAAAGAAAUGGAAGCAUAUGUAAGAGUGUACAUGCGGACGGUUUGGGCGAGGCAGUCGGUUGUUUAGGAUGAAGUUGCAGCGACUUCAAAGAUGGUGUUAUACUCUAUGUCGAAACACCAAUACAAUAUUUGGCGGUUGGAUAGGCGACAUACGCUCGAUGGAUGAAGAGUGCUGCAAGUUUCGUAGCCUUGGCUGUGUCAGAAUGUGAUUUGUGAAUUGGAGUAGAACUAUGAUCUCUAUUCUUUUUUUUGUUUUGUUGUACAACACAUGUAGCUAUAUCAUGUCUACUUUGAGGUUAUUGUUUGGAAGUGUUGUCCGGUGUUGGGGGUUAGUCUAUUAAAAAAUGCAUUGUCGAAUCCGUCCAGUGAUCUGUGGGCACCACAGAUCGAGGUGCAAGAUUUACGCUGCACCACUUUUUAAAGGUGACUUCUUAUAGUAUAUAUUCUAAAUAAAGCAUCCAAGUUUUUAUA
This is a messenger RNA of Ixodes scapularis (black-legged tick), 4749 nucleotides long. RefSeq names its product WD repeat-containing protein 35 (gene Oseg4). Gene Ontology annotation, molecular function: protein binding. Bases 144 to 3686 code for a protein of 1180 amino acids. Gene Ontology annotation, biological process: protein localization to cilium; intraciliary retrograde transport; non-motile cilium assembly. Gene Ontology annotation, cellular component: intraciliary transport particle A; non-motile cilium. NCBI's taxonomy places the organism in Eukaryota, Metazoa, Arthropoda, Arachnida, Ixodida, Ixodidae. The transcript is spliced from 33 exons. The record is from RefSeq and is a predicted model, not a curated record.